AUGGUUAGACGUUUCUUGCGUGUUUCAUUCAAGGUUAAGUUGCUAUUCGAGGAGAAGAGAGCUCUUGACGAAGCCAACAAGAGGCUGCUGUGCUUGCUGGAGAAGGAGCAGAAGCAUGGGUCUGAAACAGAGCAGCACUCUGCCACUAAUCCCACCAAGCACAAGUGCAAGUCGUCGAGCCCCGUCGGGCUGGCCAUCGAUUUCAACAGCGCGGAUGCGUCGAGGCAGCCAAACUCUCCAGACUGCGGGGUGCAGAAGAAGUGA
Triticum turgidum subsp. durum (durum wheat) is the source of this 264-nucleotide messenger RNA. The record is from the annotation of a GenBank genome assembly. Lineage: Eukaryota; Viridiplantae; Streptophyta; Magnoliopsida; Poales; Poaceae.